Molecule: messenger RNA, 927 nt
Organism: Miscanthus lutarioriparius
Lineage: Eukaryota; Viridiplantae; Streptophyta; Magnoliopsida; Poales; Poaceae
Source: the annotation of a GenBank genome assembly
AUGGUGGGCUUCCUCCGGGCCUUCGCCGCCGCUUCCGCUGUGCCCGCAGCAGCUGCCGCAGCCUACGCUCUCUCUUCCUCCUCCGCCCCCUCCUCCUCGAAGCUCCGCUUCCCUCUGCCUGCCUCCUUCCUCUCCGCCGCCUCCUCCUCGACCUCCGGGCGCGCUCCCAACGCCGUGCCCCCGAUGGCCACCGCCGGCGCGGCCGCGGCCGAUCUCUCGGCGCCCGAUAAGCAGCUGGACUCGGCGCUUCCGGAGCUCACGACGGAAUUCAUGGUGGACAUGAAAUGUGAGGGAUGUGUAACAGCUGUGAAAAACAAGCUGCAAGCUCUUGAAGGAAUAAAAAACAUUGAGGUGGACUUGUCUAACCAAGUUGUUAGGGUUCUUGGGUCUCUUCCAGUGAAGACAAUGUUAGAUGCCCUUCAUCAAACAGGUCGAGAUGCACGACUAAUUGGCCAAGGGAACCCAAAUGAUUUCUUAGUUUCCGCUGCUGUAGCUGAGUUUAAAGGGCCAGUUGUAUUUGGUGUUGUUCGUUUGGCCCAAGUAAACAUGGAGUUGGCUAGAGUUGAAGCCACGUUUAGUGGUCUAUCACCUGGUAAACAUGGAUGGUCAAUAAAUCAGUUUGGAGAUUUGACAAGAGGUGCAGAAAGCACUGGCAAUGUAUAUAAUCCGCCAGAUCAUGUAUCCGAUAAGCCGCUUGGUGACCUGGGAACACUAGAAGCUGGAGAGAACGGGGAAGCCCAUUUCUCAGGACCGAAGGAGAAACUGAGAGUCGUUGACUUGAUCGGCCGCUCUAUUGCUCUGUAUGCAACCGAGGACAGAUCAGACCCUGGCAUUGCUGCAGCCGUGAUUGCAAGAAGUGCCGGUGUAGGAGAGAACUACAAGAAGCUCUGCACUUGUGAUGGUGUCACCAUUUGGGAAUCAAGCUAA